Messenger RNA from Adelges cooleyi (spruce gall adelgid), 1449 nucleotides. RefSeq names its product zinc finger protein 271-like. Bases 1 to 1449 code for a protein of 482 amino acids. The record is from RefSeq and is a predicted model, not a curated record. Gene Ontology annotation, biological process: regulation of DNA-templated transcription. The transcript has 4 exons. Gene Ontology annotation, molecular function: DNA-binding transcription factor activity, RNA polymerase II-specific; RNA polymerase II cis-regulatory region sequence-specific DNA binding. NCBI's taxonomy places the organism in Eukaryota, Metazoa, Arthropoda, Insecta, Hemiptera, Adelgidae.
AUGGCGAGAGGUCUUUUCAAUGUGAGAUAUGCAAGAAGAUAUUUUCACGAAAUGGAACUUUUCAAAUUCAUAAAAGAACACACACAGGUGAGAGGUGAGAGACCUUUUCAAUGUGAGAUAUCUAAAAAGACAUUUUCACUAUUACAACAUCUUAAAAAUCGCAUAAUGGCACACAUAGGCGAGAAACCUUUUCAAUGUGAGAUAUGUAAGAAGGCAUUUUCACGAAAUGGAACUUUACAAAUUCAUAAAAGAACACACACAGGUGAGAGGCCUCUUCAAUGUGAGAUAUGUAAAAAGAGAUUUUCACAAUCUGGAACUCUAAUUAUGCACAAAAGGACACAUACUGGUGAAGGGCCUUUUCAAUGUGAUGUAUGCAAGAAGAAAUUUUCGAAAGCUGGAGAUUUAAAUAAGCACAAAAGGACACAUACUGGUGAGAGGCCUUUUCAAUGUGAGAUAUGUAAGAAGGUAUUUUCGAAAUCUGGAGAUCUAAAUAGCCACAAAAUAACACAUACAGGUAAAAGGCCUUUUCAAUGUGAUAUAUGUAAGAAGACAUUUUCACAAUCUGGAAAUCUAAAUCAGCACACAAAGACACAUACGGGUGAAAGGUCUUUUCAAUGUAAUGUAUGUAAGAAGACAUUUUUACAAUCCGGGACUCUUAAAAAACAUAUAAUGACGACACACACAGCUGAGAAACCAUUUCAUUGUGAAUUAGGACUGAAAACAUUAUCAUCUGUGGAUCUAAAUAAGCACAAAAAGCCACACAUAGGCGAGAGGAUUUUUCAAUGUAAGUUAUGCAAGAAGUCGUUUUCACAAUCUGAAACUCUAAAGAAGCACAAAAGGACACAUAAUGGCGAGAGGUCUUUUCAAUGUGAGAUAUGCAAGAAGAUAUUUUCACGAAAUGGAACUUUUCAAAUUCAUAAAGGAACACACACAGGUGAGAGGUCUUUUCAAUGUGAGAUAUGCAAGAAGAUAUUUUCACGAAAUGGAACUUUUCAAAUUCAUAAAAGAACACACACAGGUGAGAGGCCUUUUCAAUGUGAGAUAUGUAAAAAGACAUUUUCACUAUUACAACAUCUUAAAAAUCGCAUAAUGGCACACAUAGGCGAGAAACCUUUUCAAUGUGAGAUAUGUAUGGAGGCAUUUUCACGAAAUGGAACUUUACAAAUUCAUAAAAGAACACACACAGGUGAGAGGCCUCUUCAAUGUGAGAUAUGUAAAAAGAGAUUUUCACAAUCUGGAACUCUAAUUAUGCACAAAAGGACACAUACUGGUGAAAGGCCUUUUCAAUGUGAUGUAUGCAAGAAGAAAUUUUCGAAAGCUGGAGAUUUAAAUAAGCACAAAAGGACACAUACUGGUGAGAGGCCUUUUCAAUGUGAGAUAUGUAAGAAGGUAUUUUCGAAAUCUGGAGAUCUAAAUAGGCACAAAAUAACACAUACAGAGCUACCGUGA